Molecule: messenger RNA, 753 nt
Organism: Echinostoma caproni
Lineage: Eukaryota; Metazoa; Platyhelminthes; Trematoda; Plagiorchiida; Echinostomatidae
Source: the annotation of a GenBank genome assembly
AUGGGAUUGCGGUCUAUCUGGCUUGGAUUUUUCGGUUCUACCGAAUGUUCGAUUAGCGGUCGAUUGGAUGGACUCGUGGCUGUUGUGACCGGGGCAAACACCGGUAUCGGACUGCAGCUGACCGCCGAGUUGGCCCGACGUGGAGCGCGUGUAAUAAUGGCUUGUCGCUCAGAGGAAAAAUUCCAAUCUGCCAGCAGUUAUCUGCUGUUGGAAUACGGUGAACAAAACGGACAAACAAACAAUCAGCAGUUAACGGAAAUCAAACCUGAACAAUUACUAUUUGAACAACUAGAUCUAGCCUCAUUUGAAUCAGUAAAGCAAUCUGCUCUGUCCUUGAGCUCGAAAGGACUCACGGUGAACUUCGUGGUCAAUAAUGCCGGUGUCCUGCUCACCAACCAACAAGCCGAAAAGGAGUUAACACCAGACGGUUUCAACUAUCACCUGCAAGUGAACUUUCUUUCCCCGUUACUAUUCACGCUAUUACUUUUGCCUUUGCUACCCACGGACGGUUCGGCCCGAAUAGUGUUCACCACCUCUGUCCUACGGCACUUGGCUCGCCUCGAGUCAAGAAAUUUAACAUCCUCCAGUGGAGGCUUGCUUGGUGCACGGACGUACGCACAGAGCAAGUUGCUGGCAACAGCUUGCUCUCGUCAGCUGGCCAAACAUUUGAAGGCGAAGAAUAUCCGAGUAGUCAGUGUGGAUCCGGGAAUCGUAAGGACAAAUCUAGUCCGUGAACCUGGUUGGAUCUGGAAU